Rhipicephalus microplus (southern cattle tick) is the source of this 3083-nucleotide messenger RNA. RefSeq names its product isoprenylcysteine carboxylmethyltransferase ste14 (gene Icmt). The record is from RefSeq and is a predicted model, not a curated record. Gene Ontology annotation, molecular function: protein C-terminal S-isoprenylcysteine carboxyl O-methyltransferase activity. Gene Ontology annotation, cellular component: membrane; endoplasmic reticulum. Gene Ontology annotation, biological process: C-terminal protein methylation. Lineage: Eukaryota; Metazoa; Arthropoda; Arachnida; Ixodida; Ixodidae.
CAUCAAUCAUGGCGCUUAGCACGAAUGGCAGGAUUAGCCUGUACUGUUGUUGUUUAGCGGCCAGUGUCGUGCUCAUCUCGUUCUGUGGGGCAUUAAGUCGGCUACUUCACUAUGUUGUCGACGACUACUGGCUCUUGCUCGCUGCGGCGUACUCCACGUGUAUUCACUUGGCCUUGUACAUUUUUUACAAACCCCGCGGAAAUGCGUACAAGGUCGUUUGGAGAGCAGCACUGCUUGGCACCGGGAUGGGGCUUGGCAUUCUCACCAGUGUCCAUGGCCCUCCCUCGUGGCGAGUGUUUGGCUGGUACCUGGCGCUGCUUAGUGGCUUCCACUUCUCCGAGUACUUUGUCACGGCAGUCACAAACCCCAAGGCACUGACGCUCGACUCAUUCCUGCUGAACCACAGUCGAGAAUAUGGUGUUGCAGCGGCAUGCAGCUGGCUAGAAUUUCUCAUCGAGAGAUUCAUCACGCCUGGCCUGAAGCAAAUGUGGUGGGUCAGCUACGUGGGCCUUGCAAUGUGUUUGGUCGGUGAAGGGUUGCGAAAAGCAGCCAUGCUCACAGCGGGCACCAACUUCAACCACAUCAUACAAAACCACCGAGAGCAGGGUCACGUGCUGGUCACCCACGGCGUGUACGCCCUGUGUCGACAUCCAUCCUACGUCGGCUGGUUCCUGUGGUCCAUUGGCACUCAGGUCGUUCUAGUCAACCCAAUCUGCACUGUGGCCUAUGCUGUUGCAUCAUGGAAGUUUUUCAGGACAAGGGUCGAGGAGGAAGAGAUAACACUGCUGACCUUCUUUGGUGAAGAUUAUGUGCAAUACCAAAGGCAGACUUGCACAGGCCUCCCCUUCAUUCGUGGCUUUCGCGCUGAAGUCUAAAGCCAUGUGUGGUAUGAGCCGUGUGGCACAUGUCGGGGCUUAUUGAAAAGCUUCUUUUUUCAAGAAUGUGAGCUGACACGUGCCAAUCUUGGGGUUGUGCUGCAGAAGCACAGUUCAGUGUACGUGGUUAUAAUGAGGGCAUAAUGGUGGCAUUUCAGUGUGGGAGAAAUGCAAAAAUGUUGCUGGACUUGUAAAUAGGUACUUCUGAGAAACCACAGGUGGUCAAAAUUAACACGUAAUUCCUUGCGACAGCGUUCCUUAUGUGAUAUUGGCAUGUAAAGCCUCGAAUUGUGAUAUUACUCGUGCAAGUACCAGGGUAAGUUCACACGAAGAAAAGUCAUAUAGAUGAUCUUCCGCAGCUGGUUCGUUUAGUCAAAACUAGAUAGCGCCACCACCACACAGUGGCUAUCUUCUACUGUGGCCGUCUCCACGUCGUGGCCUUUGGCACUAGUGCUCAAUAUGUCUCCGUCAGCAUCAAACGUCUGCUCAGCGUCCCCAUAGCAUCUGUGUGUACGUGAGUAAAAGCGAGCAGGUGGCAGUGCCCGAAAAGUCUACAUGGUGACACCUGUAUGUAGAUGCAGUUUCCUUUCACCUCAAACAUCAUGUAGUCAUCCUGCACUGUGUGGCCCAUAAGUUGCGACCUACACAUUUAUUUGAUUUAUAUUUAUGUCCUGAAGCUUCGAGAACAAUGUAUUUGUCAGUUAUUUUGCAUUAUUUUCAAGAUUCAGUCUCGGAGGUGAGGCUUAGCAGACCCCGCUAAAUAUACAGAGCUAAUCUCAUUAAUAAAGACAGAACAUACCUGAUGCUUCCACGUGCAACAGCAUGAAGCGAUACCCUAUAUCACCAUUUGUUUAUUGCUGUGCAAACAAUGAGCAAGUAGCAAGCGCAAGUUUGUAUUGAAGCAGGCAGUCGCGUCUGCAUGGAUGCUGCCAUGUUGACUUCCAGCUUGUGUGAUACGGCCGCUGGCCUUAUGCACUGGGGCAACUGACUAGGGGAAGGCCAGUUACGAUCACAUGAUAAACAUGGCAGCGUUUCUGCACCACUGCGGAAAAUCGUCUAUAGGUGUUCUCGUUGCACAAGAUCGCAUUCUAACCCGUAGCAUACCGUACUUCUUAUUCCUUGCCUGUGAUGUUUCUGGCCAAUCAGUGAGUAUAGAAGGUACAGCCGCCACUGAUUGGAACUCGACAUUUAGGGCCAAGUACUGCAAAUACUUUUGUUUCCAUCAUCCUCAGUGCAUUUCACAUAUGCAUAAUGUCAACUAGAACACUGGUGAACUUUGCAGCAAUGCAACACAGUUCUCAAAGAAUUGCACAUACCAGUUGUUAUGGUAGAAGUAUUGAUGCCAUCCGUAAGUAAUGCAUAUUGAGCCUUUACUGAGAUGACAUCUUUUGAAUUUGCCUUACCACGAAUGUGCACAAGCCAUCCCAAGUAGUCUCCUGCUUGCACAUUAGGCCCCUCAAAUAUGGGCUGUUCUCCCAGUGCCAGUUAAAAAGUAUUUCUUUCAUUUCGUUAUCUACACUUUCCGUUGAGAAUAAAUUUUUAUCUGUGUCCUUUAAUGAACAAGCAAUUAGUUAUUGAUGGAAGUGCUUGUUUCUUUUGUCACUACAAUAACUGCACGAGCAGUAAAAUCAUUUUAUUUUUUCAUCGUAGAGUUACAGUCAUUGUGGAGGAUCACCUUUAAAUGCUCAUUUGGCUAGCGUUAUAGUGAAGUUUUUCUGCCUCCACAGUCUAUGAUGCUUUGGCAGAGGGACCAAAGAGGGAAUAACCCUUAUAUUUUACAACAGCCUGAUGGUUAAUUAUCAUUGCUAAAUGAGUCGUAAACAUCCUUAAAUAAAUCGGUGGAAAGUGUUUUUUUAGUAAUGGCCAAGUGAUGAAGGACUACAAUUGAUAUCAGGGCAAAACUGCUGGUUAGGAUCAUUAUAGAAACAGGCAUUGUUCGAGGUGCGGAGAGUGGACAGAAGUACAGAGUGCCACAUACUGGAAAGGCUAGAGUUCUUUCUCCCGGGAAAGCAGUUCCCAAAAUCAAUAGCAGCAGAAACAUUUUUAUGUUCACUAUAUACAGAGAAAGACUGUCUUGUCACAUGGUUGUGGCUCGUGGCAAAAAACACUGAAGACAUAGCAUUUGCGGCUAGGACUUUGUCUUUGUGCUACUAGGGCCAUUGCCAUUAGUUUGGAUGGUUGUUUGCGAGGUGUAAUGUACCAACACGA